ACCCAGUUUCCUGCCAACCAGAGGCAGGAAGAGUCUCCUGACGAGAGCAAAUGGCAGGGUUCUUCAGCACCCUUGCUGCUACUGAUCGCUACUAUCUGCAGCUCAGAUCUGGACCAAACAAGUACAGAAGGAGGAGCAUGAUCAGGUGCUGCAGCACAGCAAAGGGAAAGGCCAGAGGGAACUACCACCAGGUGCUUGGAGUAGCAAUCCACUCCACACCUCAGGAGAUCAAGGAAGCCUACAGGAAACUCCAGAAGCAGCACCAUCCUGAUAUCGCUGGCGACAAGGGUCAUGACUACGCGCUGCUGCUGAACGAGGCGUAUGAAGUGUUGAUGAGGAAUAGUUCCAGGAAUGCUGGCAAGAGUAGUGGAGGCAUUGGGAGCGUUUACACUGGGGAGGGCUACAGUUCUUGGAAUGGCCCUAUGAGAAGCCAGGCUCUCUUUGUGGACGAGAACAAAUGCAUAGGGUGCAGGGAGUGUAUUCACCAUGCCGGUGAGACCUUUGCCAUGGAUGAUGUUCUUGGAAGCGCGCACGUUGAAGUGCAGUUUGGUGAUGUGGAGCAGCAGAUCCAGGUGGCUGUGGAGUCCUGUCCUGUGAACUGCAUCCACUGGGUUGGGGCCGAGCAGCUCCCGCCGCUGGAGUUCAUGUCACGUCCACAGCCCAAGGAAGGGCAUGGCGUGUUUGGCGGAGGGUGGGAGAGGCCCAAGGACGUGUUUAUGGCGGCUAAGACCUUCGCUAAGAAACUCGAGAGGCAGGAGCGUUCUGAAAGCACCAAUGGGGGUGAAGAUAUGGAAACCGAAACAGCUGCGCAGGCGGAAGCGAGGCGCCACGCGGGACAGGAGCUCCGGUGGAAGAGUUUGUUCAAUGUUUGGAAUGGGUUGACAGACUGGAGGAAAUCUGGAACAGAGCGGUAGAUCUGCGAUUAUUUGCCGUUGGCUAAUGAUGAUGUAAAUACUAGACACAUGUUUUUCUUUGCGGGGAAUACUAGAUAGAUGUUGUACAAUGAUAAUAGGCUUUACACCAACUUUGGAGACAAGGAAUCACGUGUUUUUCCAUUGCCCCAUUGCAGUUCA
Messenger RNA from Lolium rigidum, 1073 nucleotides. Its product is annotated as chaperone protein dnaJ C76, chloroplastic-like. The coding region runs from base 51 to 914 and encodes 287 amino acids. Lineage: Eukaryota; Viridiplantae; Streptophyta; Magnoliopsida; Poales; Poaceae. The record is from RefSeq and is a predicted model, not a curated record. The transcript has 5 exons.